Messenger RNA from Prorocentrum cordatum, 1572 nucleotides. The record is from the annotation of a GenBank genome assembly. NCBI's taxonomy places the organism in Eukaryota, Dinophyceae, Prorocentrales, Prorocentraceae.
AUGUCCGAUAAUCAGAAGAGCACCAAAACCCCCACGCAGAAGGAGAUCACCCGCCAGAAGCGCCAGUGGGCGGAAGCCGUCGCACAAGGGCGGACCUUCAAGCCCAAGAACGGAUGGUAUUUCAACACAGAGGACGAGCAGGGCGGGGGCGUCAAGACGCCGCGGAAGGUCUCGGUCUACAUGAUGGAUCGGCUUGGCGGCGCGCACUCUCGGUACCACCUGCCCCCGCAGGAGAAAGGCGACAAGGAGAAGAAAAAGUGCCUUCCUCAGGGCGUGAUCGUAGCCCAGUACCAGUUCAUUAAGGACAACGCCCCGCGCGGCAACUUCGAUUGCGAGCAGACGAUGUGGAUCGACUUCCAGCUGAACGACCCGCAGAGCCCAAUCCACCAUUGGAAGGAGGGGAAGAUCAAGGAGGUUCUCUCGCACAUCAAGGACCAGAGCAUACAGGCGAGCAAGGUCACGCACUUUCCCAUCUUCAUAUUCGACGCGGGGGAGGAGGGCAUCGAGCGCGCGAAGCGCCUCGUUCCGACUUUCAAGAGCCACUCUUGCCUCAUGGUCGGCGAGGCUGGCGAAGGGAAGACGCCGUACUUGGAGACCAUGGCGUUCGCGAUGGGUGACUAUUACGCGGACAAGCUGGGGAACCGCAGCGCGGCCUCGUACCGCACGGCGCCAGACCUGGACUUCUUCCGCGCAGAGGAAGGCACGAAGCACUGCCCCUGCGUGUUCGACGACGGCGAUUUAUUCGACCAGCGCCCGAAGACGUUGAAGGCUUUCCUGGACGUCGGCCAGUGGCAGGCCAUGACGAGGGAGAGGUGGGGGGCAGCGAAGUUCGUCCGUGGUCAAGCGCGCUUCGCCGCGGAGAACAAGUACGACGAGGCGGCCGUUCCUAGCUGGGACGCGUGGCGCGGCCUGGACGUCUUGCCGCUCAAGCAGGCGGUCCAGAAGAGGAACGAGUUCUUGUUCGACAUGCUGAAGCCGACUUUCCCAAAAGACAUGUCCAAGGCGAACGUCAUCGCGAUCGUGAAGCGGUCUUCCGUCGUCAUGAACACACCUGAUGACGUCUUCGAGCGCCUGGCGGGGUUGGGCUCGGACGUGACGAGAACCCCAAAGAACGGGCAUUUCAUUACCAAGCAGGCGGGCACCAUUCUCUACAACUACAUCGAGAACGGCAUCGAGCGGGCCCCCGAGGAGUACAACGUGCUGAGGGACAAGCAGCUCCGCUUCAUGAAGGGGUUGCUCGACAAGGGCGCCGUGCCCAUGCCCGUGCCGGUUAAGAGGGAGCUCGUCGACGGCAGCGAGGACGACGCAGACGCGGCGCUCCGCGAGCCUCUGCCAAGCCUGCCCCAUCGCAUCAAGUGGGCCAGGUCUUUCGGGAGCAUCCCAGGCGGCCAGAUUGACAUCACGACGCCGCCGCGCGCGGCCCGCGCGUCGUCAUCCGCGGACAUCGCCCCCGAGAGUGCCCACGACGCCAGCUGCCCCCUGGGCACUCAGGAUGUGGAUGCUGCUAUGGCCGACGCGGAUCUCGGGGACCAGAUGGGCCUUGGCGGGGGCAUGUCUGGCGAUGCUGACUGA